AUGGACCCGCUCGUUAGCCCCUUCCUUCGCACCGCUGCGCCUACUUCGCCCGACGACCCUACGCCUUUAGGCACCGCCCCUGACGACGCAGCCAGGGACCGCUUCACCCGCCAACAUACUGGCCAGACGACGUGGAGGUCGCGUGACGCUGCGGUCUGCAUUGCUCUUAGCAGCCUCCUCCCUGAGUCUGAGGAGGUCCACUUCACUCAGGUUUGCACUGCUAGUGAGUUCCUGACUACGAUUAAGGCCCGCUACACUACUCCCACCACUGUCUCUCUUGGCCGACUCUUCCUACCGUUCCUGUUCUCCGACCUCGCCUCGUUUGAGCGCUCUGCUGACUUGAUCACUCACCUCCGCUCGCUUGAUUCUAGCCACUGCGCUGCUUGCACUGAGGCACAGCUUGCACUGCUCUCUCCCCCCAUGGCGAUUACUAUCUGUUUCAUCGCCACUAGCCUCCCUGACCGCCUUGCCUCAGUCCGUGACACCCUUCUUCUGAAGCACCCUAGUGAGCUCACUAUCGAGGUACUUGAGUCUACGCUCAAGGACGUUGAGAGCAACCUCUGCUUCGUAGCCUCCGCCUCUGGUGAUGUGCCCCCUCCACUAUUCCACGGGUGCACUGUCCUUCAGCUGCCCACCUUUACAACCUCUCUCGCCACUGUUGCUACUGACGUGAGCGCAGCUGGUGUUACAACUUCUUAUCGGUCUCGAGGUAGAGGUGGCAAGAGGGGCGGUCAUGGUACAGGUGGCGGCGGCGGUGGAGGCGUUGGCGGCGGAGGUGGCGGGGGUGGCGUGCCAACUGGUGGCGGCGGGAGUGCAACGCCUGGAGAGGCGUCCCGUGCAGCGGCCGGUAACUCCGCUACUGCAGCUGGUGGAGGCGACGCCCGGGCUCGUCAGCCACCUUCUGGUCUGCCGGCCGCGGCGGGUGGAGGAGCGGCGUGCUUCUUCUGGGACAACACGACACUUACUCUGCUUCCGGCGCCGGUCUCUGUGGCUCUGGCUGAUCCCACCUCGGGACCAGUCUCUGCUCGCUACACUACUACUCUUCCGUGCCCUGCUGUUCCCUCUGGGUCUCUGACUGGCUUCCACGUCCCCUCGUUCUCGCGGAACUUGGUGGGCGUGAGGCCUCUUGUAGCUGCGUUUGGUCAGGUUCCCGUGUCUUGUCCACUUGCUGCGUCGUGCUCCUGCAUGUCACUUGCCCACCCCACCGUUCUGUGGCACCACCGGAUGGGGCACCCGUCUCUCCCUCAUCUACGCACUAUGUCUCGUCAGCGUCUUGUUUUAGGCCUCCCACGUGUCUUGCCGUCGCUGCCGCCUUCGCUUGCACCACCGUGCGGUCCCUGCGUCAAGGGUAGGUUGCGCGCCACCCCUCAAUCCUCCUCCCUUCGUCCGGCCACCGAGCCUUUUGAGACGCUCCACUUGGGCGUCUGGGGCCCCGCCUCUCGCCUUGGCCUUGAGCGUGAGCGUUUCUUUCUGGUGGUCGUUGACUACUACUCCCGCUACACCACAGUGUUCCCCCUUGCGAAUAAGUUUGAGAUGACUAAUACGUACGCCGCUCACCAGCUGAACCUCUGGCCACGUCUCUCGGCCAGAGGUUUCACCGACUAG
This is a messenger RNA of Closterium sp. NIES-65, 1605 nucleotides long. Lineage: Eukaryota; Viridiplantae; Streptophyta; Zygnematophyceae; Desmidiales; Closteriaceae. The record is from the annotation of a GenBank genome assembly.